AUGACUGAGGCUUCUGAUAAAGAAACAAAAAUCAGCAUUGAAAGUCGCCUAGAAAGCUUAGAGUGCACAGUAAAGUCUCUGACCAGAUCUAUUGACGGAGCCUUGCAUGUCUUGUCCGCAGCGUCCUCACGAAAAGACAUAAAUAAAAUAUCGGUUGCACCAAACCAGGCCACUUCGAAUGAAGCAGAUAGAUCCGACUCGGAGCUAUACAUCGGUCCAUCGCAUUCUUUCUCUUUUCUUCAAGAGGCGCCUGCUGGGAUCAAGCGUCUACCUCCACAAGGUGUUGAAGAUUCUCGACAGGAUGUUAUUUCAGAGAUUCACAAUAUGUCAUCGAGUCUGACAUCAGCAAGAAUGGCAAAUCCGAUAAUUGAGCCAAAAAGCUUUCAUAUUCCAUCGAGAUCUGUGGGAUAUGCCCUCCUUAGCAUCCGCUUCCUUCAUCCUCCUUUGUUGUUGGAUCCUUCCACUAACUUCAAACUCGCUUCACUAGAGUUUUUGGAAUAUUCCCGGCUUGGUGAGCCGUUUUUUUGUUUCCCGUUGGACGAAAUACUCAGGCAAAUCGUUUUCGAACCUGAAAAGGUUCGAGAGAAAGCAUGGAUUGUUUCCUUCAACUAUAUUUUACUUGCUGCCAUAUCUACGCAGCUUGAUGAGCAUGAAGGAAACCUCCGAAAGAACUUCCAACUUGCAUUAAAUGAUAGUCGAAUAUUCCUUGAGCCAUCCUUGGCUAACGUGCAGACUUUGGUCUUGCUCGCUGUCCAUGGCGAAGACUUUGCUGCGCCCAACAUAUCAUGGAUGCUAUUAAGUCACGCAUGUCGGCAGGCCGAAGCUCUAGGCUUGCAAGUCAGGAAAAGCAGAGACCAUUUCGAUGAAUGGCAGCACAAGCUCUGUUUAUUUUGGAUGCUCUUCACGCUGGACAAAUCUUGUGCGCUGGCAUUUGGUCGGCCUGCCUUCUUGCCAUUUUCCCUGUACCGUCAUCUUCCGCUGCCAGAUGAAAUAUUUAUGCGCAAAUUCAGUCCCCAUGACACGGAGGGCCUCGGUGAUCAGCGGCCGAAAUCUCAUAAUUCCGAUUUUGGCGCCUUGAUGUUCAAAAACACCAUUGAGCUGGCUAAGUUGACGAGCGAAGUUUUAGAUGUUCUGGGGGUGGCAAACUCAGAUAAAUCCAAGGAUAAGACAAGGUCAAAGUUAGAAGAUUGGUUCUCAAAAACGAAUAUGACCUUGACACACGCCUUAGAGAAUGCGCGAGGAUCAACAGAGACAAAUCAAUUUCAUGAAAUGGAGUUGGGAAUCAAUAGUGCUAAAUUUCAAUACUUGCAUUUACUAACACUAUUACUGAAGGGGGAUGUGUCCUCAAAUGUGCGGCUAUCAUGUGCUCGCGAAGCAAUUGCCUUGCUCCCAUCAUUGGUAUCGAACUGGGGCUCAGUAUAUAACGGAGUUGUUUGGCAACUUCUCUAUUAUCCCUUCGCCCCUUUUCUCGUUGUUUUCGAGAACAUAGUACACCGGCCUAGCCACUCCCAGAAACAUGAAAAUGAUUUGCGUUUAUUGGCUAUUACAGUAAACUACUUUGCCGAUAUGAGGCCCCAGAUGCGGCUUCUUGCCGACUUAUGCUCCAAACUCCAACAUACUGCGGCUGUUUUCCUCCAGUUGGCUCAAUCCCAUGUCCGCCAUUGUUACUCUACAAAGCCAACACAGAAUGCAGUCCUUUUAUCCCAGCAACCGAAAAGUUCAAGGGCUGAUGAGCAGGCCACACAGACAUGGAAUGAUCUAAUUGAUAUUGCCUUGGAUGAUCAAGAACUCAUUAACUAUUUGAGUUGCCUACCGGUCGACAUGAAUUCUACGUCUCGAAUACUUGAAACUGAGCUUCACGUUCCCCAAUCCCAUCGUCCAAACCGCGCGGAGAACAUGAGUCCAACAUACUCUCAACAGCCGAUAUCGGACUGUACUUUUGGUUGGUUCUUAUGGGAUGACUAUUACGGCAGUUCCAAUUUA
Molecule: messenger RNA, 1983 nt
Organism: Penicillium odoratum
Lineage: Eukaryota; Fungi; Ascomycota; Eurotiomycetes; Eurotiales; Aspergillaceae
Product: fungal specific transcription factor domain-containing protein
Exons: 4
Biological process (GO): DNA-templated transcription
Molecular function (GO): DNA binding; zinc ion binding
Source: RefSeq, a predicted model, not a curated record